UGUAUGCGGAAUUCAUGCUUUGCCAAUAGGGUGCAGUCGCAGGAACCCUCGUAGUCGUCAAUGGUUUCUUCAAUCGUGAGACUCGCGACUCCCUGACUCCCGGCGAGCGGUCAUAUCUCCACCAGACCUUCAUGUACACUGGCGGUGGUCUGGUCGCGACUGCCCUUGGUGCCCGCUCCCUGUUCAGGUCCGGGGCCGCUUUCCGAAUCAUGUCUGCCAACCCGUGGGUUGUCCUUGGCGUUAGCCUGGUCGGGUCUAUUGGAGCGAUGAUGGGUACUAUGAUGACACCGCCAGAGAAUACCAUCCUCAAGCACGCAUGUUGGCUGGCCUUCAACGGCUUCCAGGCGGCUACCCUGAGCCCACUGUUCUUCCUUAGUCCUGCCAUCCUUUCUCGUGCCGCUAUCUACACUUGCGGUGUUGUCGGUUCUCUAAGUUACGUCGGUGCGACUGCCAAGUAAGCGAGUCAGAACCUCUACACUGUGCCGACUUGACAUCUUCGGCAGGAACGACAAGUACCUCUACUGGGGUGGCCCACUCUUGGCUGGUGUCACCGUUGUUGCUCUGAGCUCCCUGGCGCCCAUGGUUCUUCCGCUCGGGCUUCGCGGUCUUGCCGUGACCGAGUCCAUCUCGCUCUACGGUGGUUUGGCUGUGUUCGGCGGUUUUGUGCUCUAUGAGUAAGUCGAAUUCAUUUC
Messenger RNA from Phanerochaete carnosa HHB-10118-sp, 692 nucleotides. RefSeq lists its product as uncharacterized. The record is from RefSeq and is a predicted model, not a curated record. The coding region runs from base 210 to 458 and encodes 82 amino acids. NCBI's taxonomy places the organism in Eukaryota, Fungi, Basidiomycota, Agaricomycetes, Polyporales, Phanerochaetaceae. The transcript has a single exon.